Molecule: messenger RNA, 1988 nt
Organism: Vicugna pacos (alpaca)
Lineage: Eukaryota; Metazoa; Chordata; Mammalia; Artiodactyla; Camelidae
Source: RefSeq, a predicted model, not a curated record
GGAAGGCAUUUCUGGGUGGCUCUGUGCUGACUGGAAGGGGAGACUGGGCCACCAAGUGCCCUGGCUCCCCCUCUUCAAACGGCCUCUACACCGAGCACCUUUGGUCCUCAGACCCACUCCUGUCCUGCCCUUUCCUCCUCACCUGCCUGUAAUUCCUACUUCACAGGUGAGGAAACUGAGGCUGAGUGUUCAGCUCAAGGCCUCAGAGUUCAAUGUCACUGGAGCUCCACUGCAGGCAUCCAGGUCUGGGAGGGAGCAGGUACCAAAACCCCACAUUUCUCCUGCAGGGAACCCACACAGGUGUGAGGGUCUCCUGUGCAUCUGAGAGUUCUAGGAAGAGGUCACUCCUACUGCCCACCCCGUUUAUGUCAUCCCCAUUACUCAUUUGACGAAAACAUGGACUUCCCAGCUCAGCCACCUCCUGAGGUUCCCCACUACGUCAGAAGGUCCAAAUCCCCAGCAUUCACUGUAGAGCCUUCCAUGCCUCUGCUCUGUCUUGACCGUUGAGAACCUGCACUGACUCUGAACUUCACGGUGGUUCCCAAUAGCUCUGCCAUUCCCCCUGCUGGCAUGCCCAAUCCCUGCUAAAAUUUCACUGACCCUUUUGUGAAACCUAAUUGUCUCUCCAGCUGAUGACCUUCAGCUAAAAGCCAGCUCCCCUGUGAUCCCAGAGCAUUUUGUUUGUCACUCUUGGAGCACUUCCCAGAGUGGAGCCUCCAUAGCGCUCCACCUGUUUGUCUCUCACCUGUGAGCUCCUCUAGGAACUCGUGGUGAUGAAUGACCCCUGUCCCUCCCGCUGGCCGGGAGCAGCCUUCCUGUGGUCUAACCUGAGUCGCUCCUGCUGCAGUGCAUGGGGCAGGGAGGGUGAGAGUGACGGCAGCAGGCUGAGCGCCCGCUGGGCCGGAGCAGGGCGUCAGGUGGGCGCGGCCGGUCCGCUACCCCAGCCCGCGCCGCCGCUGGUGCCUUUUCGUCCCGUUUACCGCUAGUGGCUGCUGUCGCUCAGUGGAGCCCAAGGAGACUGCGGCCAGAGCGUCCACCGCUCAAGAUGGUGGCUCCCGAGUCUCCUCUCCCACCGGCGGAGCAGAAAUAAACUUUCUUGGCUAAGUUAGAUGGAUGGUCCCCAUUAGCCUGGCGGGCUGCCCUCCUCCUGCCUCCCCACCAACUCCCUUUGUCAAAGGAGGUGACUCGGUGUGUGGGGGAGGCUGGGGGCAAGAGCAUUUGGGUGGGGUUUGGUGGUGCCCUGCCAUUCCUCCAGCAGGAAUGGUGCCCCCAGGGAAGAAACCAGCCGGAGAGGCUUCCAACUCCAACAAGAAGUGCAAGCGUUACUUCAAUGAGCACUGGAAAGAGGAGUUCCCAUGGCUGGACUUUGACUACGAGCGGAAGCUGAUGUUUUGCCUCGAGUGCCGCCAGGCCCUGGUGCGGAACAAGCACGGCAAAGCCGAGAAUGCGUUCACUGUGGGCACCGACAACUUCCAGCGCCACGCCCUGCUGCGCCAUGUGACCUCGGGGGCUCACCGCCAGGCUCUGGCCGUCAACCAGGGCCAGCCCACUUUCGAGGGCCCGGCUGAGGGUGGAGGGGCCUGCCCAGGCCUGGCACCCACCCCCACCUCCAAGGGCAUCAAGGUGGAAGUGGAUCCUGCCAAAGUGGCCGUGCUGACCACGGUGUACUGCAUGGCCAAGGAGGACGUGCCGGACGACCGCUGCUCUGCCCUGCUUGAGCUACAGAGGUUCAACCUGUGCCAGGCACUGCUGGGCACGGAGCACGGUGGCCAUGGCCAGUGUCUUGCACACAGAGGCCUGCCAGCGCCUGAAGGCAUCCCCGUAUGUGGGGCUGGUGUUGGAUGAGACCAAGGACUGGCCUGAGUCCCACAGUCUGGCCUUGUUUGCCACUUCAGUGUCCCCCUGUGAUGGCCUGCCUGCCGCCACCUUCCUGGGCAGUGUGGAGCUACAGGAAGGCGAGGCCACUGCUGGCCAACUCCUGGACAUCC